AUGGCCGGACUGCUCCGGCCAGCAGUGACCGCGGUCCUCCUCUGCUUUGCUGUGCGUCUGAAGGCCAGCCCGGAGCUGUCCGGUGAGGUACCGGUGCGCAAGGUGCUGAGGAACCACACUGCCCACACCUGUGAUGGAGAGCAGCUCCUCAUCGUCUGCCCUCGCAAAACCACCAUCAGCAUCCUCGGGGCCUUCUAUGGGCGCCGAGUGCCCAGCACCAACCUUUGCCCCAGCCCCGACAAUGCCUCCCAGGAGAGCACCGAAUGCACGUCUGCCACUGCCCACCUGAAGCUGCUGGCUGAGUGCCAGGACCAGCAGUGGUGCCAGUUCUCAGUGCACAGCCAGGUCUUUGGGCCAGACCCAUGCCCUGGGACACACAAGUAUCUCAUCGCUUCCUACAAGUGCCGGCCAGGGAACCAUCGAGUCAAGACCGUGUGUGAGAAUGACAAGCUCAGGCUGCAGUGUCGACCAAAAUCCAUCCUGGCCAUUUAUUCUGCAAGUUAUGGACGAUUCCUGCGGGGCAAACCAGAAUGUGAUGUCUUGAACACUGGAGAACCCCAUAUAGAGUGUGUGGCUCCAGAUGCUCUGCGCAGGGUCUCCAAGAAGUGCCACCGCAAGGGGAACUGCACCGUGGCUGCUGACAAGGCCACCUUCGGAGACCCGUGCCUUCCUGGCAUGAAGAAGCAGCUGCGAGUCUCUUACACCUGUGUGCCCAAGCAGCUGCUAGAGGAGGUGGGCCCUGACACUUCGGACCCUUUCCUGCUCUCGGACUACAUACACGGUGGCUGGUACAAAGGCCCCAGGUUCUCCAGGCUCCAAGAAGACCGCAUGAUUUUUACUAGCUCUCUGGCAGCUUUUGCUCACCUUUGGGGUGUCCCAGAGAAAGUUGCCCUCUACUUUCUUUGUGGAGUCUCAGGAGGCCUCAUGCUACUGCUGUGCAUCAUCAGCCCCAAAACAACCUUCCUCCAGGAGGUGGGGGAGGCUCUCAAAGACCCAGAGCUGGGCAGCAGCUCAGAGCUGGGCAGGACCAAGCUGCAGGAUGAGCAGGAUGAAGACAUCCCUGAUGACAGCUCCUCAGACUCCUCCUUCCGCCGCCUCACCCGCACCUACCGGGCCACUGACAGCAUCUUCGGUCCCGAGCUGACGGCAGCUAUGGAGGGAGCAGUGGAGCACCAGGGCCACAGUGGGGAGGAGAUCUGGAUGCCCAAGGAGUCAAGCCCAUAUGCCAUACAUAAGAUCAAAUCAGCCACCAAAUAAGAACUGGAAGAAA
This is a messenger RNA of Camarhynchus parvulus, 1270 nucleotides long. RefSeq names its product protein eva-1 homolog C-like. The transcript is spliced from 8 exons. The record is from RefSeq and is a predicted model, not a curated record. Gene Ontology annotation, molecular function: carbohydrate binding. Bases 1 to 1257 code for a protein of 418 amino acids. Lineage: Eukaryota; Metazoa; Chordata; Aves; Passeriformes; Thraupidae.